AUGACCAUGGUUAACAAUUAUUAUUACUAUCAAAACAAUUCAAUUAGUUCAAAGAAUCAACAACAUUAUUCCACAAUCAUCACAUCUUCACCAACAUUCAUGUCAACCACAAAUAAGAAAGAAAAAUCAACAUGUACUAUGAAUGUUUCAUCCUCACCUAACAUGUCUACUACUAAUUCAUCUAUUAAACAGUCUAAUUUAAUGAACAAUUUAAGCUCUUCACCAACAUGUAAAGGUAUUCGAAAGCAAACUAAAAUGUCCACAACCACAAGUUCAAUUAGUGUAAAUUCGAAUAACACAACAUCACCACAAUAUGUGUUCGCUUCCAAUAAUAAUUUGAAUCAACAAGAUGAAGUACGAAACUAUGCACAAACUUUCCUUUUUAGAAGAAGAGGAAGAAUACAAAAGAUUCCAUACGAAUCAAUGAAACAAAACACAUUCGAAUUCACUUUAAAGAAACAGCAGAAAAUGAAUUCAACAUCUAGUCAACCAACAGAUGAAAGAUCAACACAUUCGAAUAGUUAUUCGAAUUCAAGUUCAAAUCAAAGUUUAAACAGUCAAUCAAGUCAAUCAGAAAGAAUUACAAUUAAAGUUUGUGAAAUGCCAACAAAUUUACAAACAACAAAUCAAAAAGCUCCAAAAAGAACUUCAUUACCACUUUCAGAUUUAUUUAAUUAA
Molecule: messenger RNA, 678 nt
Organism: Naegleria gruberi
Lineage: Eukaryota; Heterolobosea; Eutetramitea; Acrasida; Naegleriidae
Exons: 1
Coding region: 1-678 (225 amino acids)
Source: RefSeq, a predicted model, not a curated record